This is a messenger RNA of Juglans regia (Persian walnut), 1053 nucleotides long. RefSeq names its product probable carboxylesterase 17. The record is from RefSeq and is a predicted model, not a curated record. The coding region runs from base 1 to 1053 and encodes 350 amino acids. Gene Ontology annotation, molecular function: hydrolase activity. The transcript has a single exon. NCBI's taxonomy places the organism in Eukaryota, Viridiplantae, Streptophyta, Magnoliopsida, Fagales, Juglandaceae.
AUGAGAACUAAAAGAAUGGCGGCCUCCAUUUCCCUUGAUCCAAGGUCUAACCUCCAAGUUGGCAGGAACCCUCAACAGCAUGGAGUCAUUGAAGAGAUUGAAGGUCUCAUUAAAGUCUUCAAAGAUGGACACGUCGAAAGGCCUCCAAUUGUCCCUAUUGUCCCGUGCACCAUGGGAUUAGAGCGUGGAGUGACAGCAAACGAUGUUGUCGUCGAUAAGUGCACUAGUUUGUGGGCACGCAUAUAUGUCCCGAGCUGUCCUGGCAAGCUUCCAUUGCUUGUUUACUUUCAUGGAGGUGGAUUUUGUAUUGGCUCUGCUGCCUGGAGCUGUUACAGUGAGUUUCUAUCCAACCUUGCUUCUAAAGCAAAUUGUGUCAUUAUCUCUGUGAAUUAUCGUUUAGCGCCCGAGAAUCGUCUGCCUGCUGCAUAUGAGGAUGGUUUCAACACUCUUAUGUGGGUGAAACAGCAAGCUCUACUAAAUGGUUCUGGUGAGGACAAAUGCUGGCUGAAGCAUUGCAAUCUUUCUAAUAUGUACCUAGCUGGUGACAGUUCAGGGGCCAAUAUUGCUUACAAUGUCGCCACACGGCUAGGGUCGCGGGGCCCAUCCGAAUCCACCAUUAUAAGGCCAUUGUCUCUCAAGGGUAUCAUCUUGAUCCAACCUUUCUUUGGUGGAGAGGCAUUAACUUGGUCCGAAAGGUAUACCAAUCAACCACCUAAUUCGGCGUUGACCCUAUCGGUCUCUCAUGCAUAUUGGCGUUUAUCUCUGCCUCUCGGAGCUAAACGUGACCAUCCUUGGUGCAACCCUCUGGCAAAUGGCGCAGCCAAGUUGCGUGAUUUAAGACUACCAACCAUAAUGGUAUGCAUAUCAGAGAUGGAUAUACUGAAGGAUAGGAAUUUGGAAUUUUGCUCUGCCUUGAUUAGCGCAGGGAAAAGGGUGGAAACAGUGAUGUACAAAGGAGUAGGGCAUUCAUUCCAAAUUCUGCAUAACUCUCAGCUAUCUCAAACUCGAAUCCAUGACAUGAUGUCCCACCUCAAGGCUUUCAUCAAUGAAUGA